GUUUUGUUUUGGUUAACCCCUUGUGGUUUAAAAUUGUUAAAAAUUGUGUUAUUGACGAUUAUAUUUACGAAAUGUCGGAUUAUGAUCGAAAAAAGUAUAGCAUUUCAAACAAAAACAAAUUAUACUCUGCCGCGGGAGAUGCCUUAAGCCUUAAACGGAAUCCUGUAAUGAAAGCAAACAGUUCUAAUAAAGAUAUUGUAAAGGAAAUGAAUGUAUCAGAGAGAAAAGUUAAACAGCCCACGAUUUUGCUAAAAACCAGAGAACCAAAUCUUGAAGACUUUUCAUCUCCUAAAAGAAAAGCAAAAGAAUUGGAAAAUACUAGUAUCAAUAUGCCCACAGCCUCCAAAGAAAAUGAUGUUAACACAGCUGUGGUUAAAAAUAUGAAUACAUCCCUAAAAUUUAUAGAGGAUAGCACAAUUAAAAUAGAACAUUUGCAAGAUUAUAUUCAAGACAAUAGUGAUUUUUUAGUAAUAGGAGUUGUAGGAGCCCAAGGCGUUGGUAAAUCAACUGUAUUAAAUUAUAUCUCCCAAAAUAACAUACCUAAGAAUACUUCGCAAAUAUGCAAUCCAAAUAACUCUGAAAAUCAUAAAACUUUGCCUGUACAGUUAGAAAAACUGAGUACAAAUUUAGAAAGUGAAGUAUUUAAAGUUCAAACCUGUGAGCAGUUGGAAAAUUGUACAUCCGGUACUCAAGGGGUAGAUAUUUUUAUCACCCCUGACAGGGUUGUAUUACUAGACUGUCAGCCCUUUUUAUCUUUGAGUUUACUUGAUGAUUUAAUAGACGGUGAUAAUAAGAGGACAAAUUUGAUUAGUGAAUUUAUUCCAUUGGAGAAUAGUGGAGAGAUACAGGCAUUACAGUAUACGGCAUUCCUAAUGUCCAUAUGUCACAUACUCCUUGUUGUACAAGACUGGUUUUUCGAUAGUAAUGUUGUCAGAUUUAUCCAAACUGCAGAGAUGUUAAAACCAACAGCCUCAAAUCCAGAAGAUGACUAUUCCGAGCAUUUUCCUCAUUUAUUAUUGAUACAUAAUAAGGCCAAUAUGACAGAUUAUACCCCAAGUCAGUUCAAGACUAUGCAAAAGGUCUAUAAAAAUGUUUUUCAUAAAACUAAGCUUCAACUGCAGUCAAAUAUUGGAAUGGGUUCUGGAAGACUAAUGAAUAGUUUGAACGCGGAAAAUUGUGGCAGUCCAAUUAAUUUGUUCCUACUUCCCGAUUUUACUGAAGAGAAUGGAAUCUACAGGGGUCACCCGCCUUUGCAUGAGCUAAUAAAGAGGCUGCGAGCGAAUUUGUUCGGAGUAGCAAAACAUCCUUUAACUCAUGUUCAGUUAACUGAAAAAACGUGGCUAAUAUAUUGUGCCAAAGUGUGGGACACUGUCAAAAAGAGUCCUUUUUUUGUUGAAUAUUCAAAACUGAUGCCCUAAUAGCUUGAAAUUGACAUGAAAAAUUUUACUUUAAAAAUGAAGGUCACGUCUGAUCCACGCACAUUCGAUUUGCAAAACUACCAUACUUGUAGAAGAUUUGAGGAGUCUGCUAUAUCUACAUAUUCAACAUGAAAAACAUGAAACUACGCAAUAAAAAGGCUGGAUGGUGUGUUCAAA
Molecule: messenger RNA, 1595 nt
Organism: Cylas formicarius (sweet potato weevil)
Lineage: Eukaryota; Metazoa; Arthropoda; Insecta; Coleoptera; Brentidae
Product: nonsense-mediated mRNA decay factor SMG9
Exons: 7
Coding region: 72-1418 (448 amino acids)
Biological process (GO): nuclear-transcribed mRNA catabolic process, nonsense-mediated decay
Source: RefSeq, a predicted model, not a curated record